Carcharodon carcharias (great white shark) is the source of this 2045-nucleotide messenger RNA. RefSeq names its product methenyltetrahydrofolate synthetase domain containing (gene mthfsd). The record is from RefSeq and is a predicted model, not a curated record. Gene Ontology annotation, cellular component: cytoplasm. The transcript is spliced from 9 exons. Gene Ontology annotation, molecular function: RNA binding. Lineage: Eukaryota; Metazoa; Chordata; Chondrichthyes; Lamniformes; Lamnidae. Bases 203 to 1660 code for a protein of 485 amino acids.
CAGCCGAGACACGUGUCAGCCGCGGGGAGCUGGGAAUUGUUACAUUAACUCUCAUUGCGCGAAUUCGAUCCCUCCUUAGCUACUUUGUACAUUCGCGUUACUUAUUGGGAAACAGCCCUGGGCGGAAACAAUCCCAGUUUAAAGGCACAGACACCUCAUUAUUCUCAUUGGCAGAUGCCUUCCUGUAGUAGUUUAUAAAAACAUGGAGCCUGCAAUCAAGUUAAUGCCUGGUGUCUCUAAGUGGGACGUUCGCCAGAAAGUUUGGGAUUAUAUGGAAGAAAACAAUUUGGCAAACUUCCCAAGACCAGUUCAUUGCAGAAUUCCAAAUUUCAAGGGGGCUGCCCAGGCUGCAGAAAAUUUGCCAAAUCUGCAAGAGUUCAAAAACGCAAGGAUUAUCAAAGUAAAUCCCGACAAGCCACAGGAAAAUGUCCGUUUGCUCACGCUGGAAGCCAGAAAAAUAUUGUUGGUUCCAACUCCUCGGCUGAGAACUGGACUGUUCAACAAAAUUGUCCCACCUCCCGGGGCCUCAAAGGAAGUACUACGAGUGUGUUCUACCGCUCAGGGAGUGAAGGAUUUCAGUGUGCCUGUGGGACUUGAUGCAAAGGUUCACGUGGACCUGGUUGUGGUGGGUUCUGUGGCUGUAUCAGACAAAGGCUGGAGAAUUGGAAAAGGCGAGGGCUUUGCUGAUCUGGAGUACGCAAUGAUGGUAUCGAUGGGAGCCGUUGAUGAGAACACAGUUGUUGUCACUACAGUGCAUGAUUGUCAGGCAGAGAUCCAAGCUCUUCUUGCUCAGAAAGGAAUAGGAGUUUUGAACAGCUGCUCCUACUUGGCAGAACCUACCCAGUUGAACGCAGAUUGCACCUUCUUCUUGAGCAAGUCGGCCCAUUCAGGAGAAAUCGGGCCAGGUUCAGGAGAAGAAAGAUAUGGCCAAAGCCCAAGAGGCCCUGGACAGAUCACAAGAAGAAGAGCAGAACAGGAGUUGCUUGACAUCCCAGAAGAGCUAAUGGACGACCACGAUCUAACUGUAGAUUACAUCCUUACACCUACUCAAGUGAUCAAAACAGACUGCAAACGCUCCAAACCUCAAGGAAUUAUAUGGUCAAAGGUGGAUUCAGAGAUGAUGGAAAAAAUUCCAAUCCUUAAAAGCCUUCAGUUCAGGGAAAGAAAAGCGGGAAAGGACGUUACAUUGAGGGACGAAAGGCUUAUGGAGAAAAAGGAACUGCAGAGGCUGUUGGUCGUAAGAAAGCCAUCAGGGAAAGGCGGAAACACAGCCAAGAUUAAAACUAAUCCAAUUGAAGUGACCAGAAAUAGUGAAGCCAGUGAAGAGCAAAUGGAAUCCGGCUGUAAAAUGCAGCUUAAUGCUCCAAGCAGAGUUACUGCUGUUUAUAUGGGUAACAUACCUCAUAGUCUGAGAGUCAGUGAGUUGAAGAUUAUCUUGAGAGAUCACAAUGCACUUCCAUUGCGUCUGAAUUGGCAGGGUGCCCAGCACAGGGCUUUUCUUGAUUAUAAGGAUGAGGUAACUGCAGAAGAAGCUGUAACUUCCCUAGCUGGGCUAAGUAUAAGUGGGAGUAUGAUUAGAGUUGAACUUGCCAGGAGCCAGAGAGGCAACAGAUCAAGAAGUCAAACCACUGAAGAAACGAGCAAACAACUGCUAGUCUAAUCACUUACCAAAAAUAUCAGCAUCAAACUUCACAUAUCUAAAGUGUUUUAAAAGUGAUUGUAUUGAGAUGUGUAAAAUGCAAGGGAGUCAAAGAACACACAUGCAUUUCAUGAACAGUCAAUGGAAUUAGAAAUGUUGUCUUGCCUGAGCAUUCAAAGAUCAAUUCCGAUGUGAUGCAGAUGUUAUCUGCUGGAUACUGUGGGACUCUGUCACAGCAUGUGGUGUCUGACAUAACAUGAUUGCCUCUAUAAUAUAGAAACCAUAUAAAACAUUGCAACUGACUUUGUAUGUAUUCCCUAUUCAGCUUUAUAGAAAGCAUCAAGUGAACACAAACUUGUGCUCACAGUUUGAUUGACACAUAUGUGAACAUAAAAUCAUCAAUUUA